UAGUUCUUUCAUAAAAAGCCUGAUAAUAUGUAAUGCUUUUCUUUCCUGUCAAGCUGUUUCUAUGAUCUAUUGUUGUUUCUAUGCCUAUAUGUUGCAUUGUACAUGCGGCCUUUCUUGCAUUCCUUUUGCUGUGGUUACUUAAUGCUUGCAACCCUGUCAUCUUAUGUAAAUGUGUUGGGUGUAGAUUGAUAUACUAGUUCCUUCUCCAACUCUGUUCAGGAAGUAGCAAAAUGAGAAGAUUGAAGACCUAGGAAAUUUUUUAGCAUCUAGCUAUUAGAUUCAAAAGCACAAAAGUGACUCAACAAGGGUUCAUAUUAUCUCACUUGUGAAGGUUUAGAGGGGGAUGCAUUACCGCAUGCAUGCAUGUAUAUAUGUUUGCAUUAUCUGAAGCUUUACCAGAUGGUGAAUUAUAGCCUAAAGGUUCAGCCUAGAACACCUCACCCAUUGUAGUAACUUACAGCUUCCUACUUCCUACGCCAUCCAGAAUUUUAUUUUUGAACUUUGUAUUAUCAAACUUUGUAUCAUUUAUUGUUUUUCCAUUUUUCAAACCAUGUAUCUUUUUUCCUUCCACAUAUCAUGUUUUAGAAACUAUCAUAUGACUUGAAGGAUGUAGACUUCAUGAUGGUAUAUGCUUUUCACAAAUAACUCUGACGACGUUUGGUAGAUGUGGUAUAUGGAAAUACUUUCAACAAUAGAUUCUUCCUAGGUACUUCCAUAUCUAAAAUUAUGUUGGGAGCAUUACCUCACUUCUUCUGAAUCUGAAUUUGCUUUCACACUAGCUCAAAAUUCAUUCAGGCUACUAAGUUGUAGACAUGGUCGGGCAGAGGCUGAAAUUUGGGAAUUUGCUCUCAGGCUGAAGGUUCUACUGAUUACGUAUGGCACUGGACCUGAGCUGAUGGGUAGAAAUGCAGGUUGGGGUACUAUGAAUUCAGGUCUCUUAAUUUUUAUCAAAUCAGGGCAUGGGAACGCAUUUAAUUUGUUGCCACCGGCCUGCCAUUUGGUCUGUAUAAAUACUGGGUUUUCCAUUAAUCUCAUUCUUCGGGAACUGAUAAUUAUGUCGGAUGCCAUUAGUUGUAUUCUUUGUGGUCUCUGGUCAAGCUCCAUGAAUGAAAGUAAACGUGUACGACGAAUAAAAAUCAUGAAUCAGAUGACUCAAUAUUUUCAUGUUUACUUUCGAUUUUUUUAUUAUCUGACUAAUGUUUGAUUCUGUUUCUAAGGCAGCACUGACAAUUCUGGGGUCUUGUUUCUUGAUUCAGCUGUCUCUGCCCAUUAUAAACAUAUUGCGUUCCAAGUACAUCUUCCUGCUGUUCAUUAUGCUAGCUUUACAAAGGGAAAGAAAACAACAGAACUGCAGCUAUUGUGAUCUCCUUAACUUCUUAUGCAAUAAUAAGCCCAGCAACUGGCAUGAUUUCGAGUUGAGUCCAAAAUGUGGGCCUCCAAUACCGAGCGUAAUAAGCCCAGAAGUUGUCACUUCACGCCCCAAAGCUUAGAUUUUUUCCAGUGCAAGAUAAAUAUGCCCCGGAUUUAGGCCAGACUCAAGCCUCUUGUAGCCGUCGGCCAUCGCCACCAAGUCAACGGACGCCAAGGGAAGUCAAGCUUCUGCUGGAUCUCCUGCUCCUGUCGGCGACUGCGACGCCGAUGGCUCUCUGGAUGUUAAUGCGGGAGCUCGUAUCGCUGUCGAACCUCGUUGGCCCCCUCGCCGAGAAGGUCGUCGACGCCUGCGCCGACGGCCUCUCCUGGGCCUUCUCCUCUCUCUCCCGCCUUCUCGACGUCGAGGCCGACCUCGACAAGCUCCGCCGCACCGUCCGCCGUAUCCACGCCCUCCUCAAGGACGCCGAGGAGACCCGCUUCAUCGAGGACAGCCAGGUCCGCCUCUGGCUCUCCGAGCUCAAAGACAUCGCCUUCGACGCCGAGGACCUCCUCGACGAGAUCCGGACCCGGGUCCACGUCUCCAAGCUGCAAGCUUCUCGAAAGAGAAAGCAGCCUUGGCGCUCGUUCUCCGUCAACCCAGUUUGGCUCCUGAGCUGGAAGAUUUCACGAAAGGUCGCCGAGAUCUCGGAGAAGUACAGAGCCAUUGCCGAGGACCGGGAGAAUCUCCAUCUCAGGGAGGGCGAGUCCAGGAGGAAAGCCCAGGUUAGGGAAGAGCGCCUCCCUCCGGAGGCGGGCUCUCUCCAAGGUGAGCCCUUAAUCGUCGGCAUCGAUGAUAAGAAAAGGGAGAUUGUUCGGUUGUUGAUCUCGGGUGGGGGCGAUGACGUUGCCGUGGUUUCAGUAGUUGCAGCCGGAGGAAUCGGGAAGACGACGCUUGCUAGGCUUGCCUUUGAUGAUCAAGAAGUGGUAAAUUUCUUCCCUUUGAAGUUUUGGGUUGGUGUUUCUCAAGGAUUCGAUGUGAAGAAGACUACAAAAGAGAUUAUUGAGGUAAUGACUGAAGAAAGAUGUGAACCUUUGAACUUGGAGCUGCUGCAGCGCAGGCUUCAGCAGCUGGUGAGUGGAAGGAAGUUCUUAUUGGUGCUAGAUGGUGUUUGGAAUGAGGAGCAAUAUUAUUGGGAGGUGUUACGAGCUCCUUUAAUGGCUGGAGGAAAUGGAAGCAGGGUUUUGGUAACUACUAGGAGCGAAUUGGUCUCAAGGAACAUGCGCACAUUGCCUCCAAUCCAUUUGAAUGGUCUUGAGGAGGAGCACUGCUGGUCGUUGUUCCAGGACCUAGCAUUCGAGCGAGGAGCUUGGGAUCGGCACCGGAACUUGGCGGAGAUCGGUAGGAAGAUAGUGAAGAAGUGUCAGGGAUCACCUCUAGCAGUCAGGUCGAUCGGCGGCCUCUUGUACAAUAAGACAGAUGAAGAGGAGUGGAAAAGUGUAUUAAGUGAUCUGCCAGAUCCAGAUGAUGAUGCCUACAAGAUCCUACUGACUUUGAAGGUGAGUUAUGAUCAUUUGCCAUUACAUCUGAAGCAGUCUUUUGCUUUCUGUUCUAUAUUUCCCAAUGGUUAUGAGUUUGAUCGAGAUGAAUUAGUCAAGUUGUGGAUCGCAGUUGGUCUUGUUAAGCCUCGGGGAAUGAGGUCAUUGGAGAAUAUUGGUGGUAAGUACUUUGACUAUCUCUUAUGGAGGUCAUUUUUCCAUAUAUCUAGCAGCAGCAACCAACAAUCAAAACUGAAAUACAAAAUGCCCGGCUUAAUUCAUGAGCUAGCACAAUCUGUUUCUGAACAUGAAUGUUUGAGAUUUGAGAAUAAUGCAGUACAUGGUGAAUCAGGGAAUUCUCGCUAUGUGGUGUCAUGCCUUCAGAAUAUGGAUCCUAUAGCAUUUCACAAGAUUUAUGAGAACCAAAGCUUAAGAGCAUUUAUAUUGCUUCCUGAAAAUGGUGUGCCCACAAAGCAGGUUCCAUAUGAUCUGUUUCUAAAUUUGAAGCAUUUACGUGCUUUAGAUUUGAGACAGAAUGAAUUAGUUGUAUUACCAGAUGCUAUUGGAAAUCUAAUUCAUCUGCGGUUCCUGAACCUCUAUGGCACACAGAUAGAGAGGUUGCCAGAAUCUGUCAGUAACCUUUACAAUCUGCAGGUACUAGAACUUGGUGAGUGCAACAAGCUUCUAGAAUUACCCAAAGGCAUGAGCAACUUGGUUAAUCUUCGGCAUCUGGGUUUGCAUUUGAACUGGGAUAAGCAUAGAAAUAGAUGGAUUGAUUUGAUUUCCAUGCCACCAGGGAUUGGCCAAUUAACUUUUCUACGAACAUUGUCAAGGUUCAGUGUAUCUGGAGAGAGUGGAUGUGGUUUAGGGCAGUUAAAAGACUUGAAUCUCCGAGGAGAACUAUGUAUCUCAAAACUGGAAAAUGUAGUCGAUGUGAAGGAUGCCAAAGAUGCAAAUUUGAAGAACAAAAAAUACAUUGACUUUCUGAUGCUGAAAUGGAGUGAAAGCACCUGCUCUAACUCGCUGGCUGGAAGUGAAGAAGUAAUCGAAAACCUCCAUCCAAACACCAAUAUCAGAACUUUAUGGAUAGAUAACUACAAUGGAACAUCAUUUCCAAAUUGGCUUCAGGAUCAGUCAUUUUCAAAUUUAGACACAUUGAGACUCUCCAACUGCAGAAGAUGUGGUGUCCUCCCUCUAGUGGGAAAGCUGCCACAACUCAGAAAUCUCUACUUAGAAGGGUUGCCUGAAGUGCAACACAUGGGCCGUGUGGUUCCCGGUAAUGGCAAUACUAUGGGUUUUCCCUUGCUUGAGAUGUUGUUUAUAUCAAACAUGCAUAAAUUGGAGAGUUGGUAUGAAGUAAUACAGGGUGAAAUGGCUUGCCUCAAAAAACUUGUCAUCUCAGAUUGCCCCAAUAUAAAAGAACUUUCCCACCUACCAUGUUCUCUUGAAUAUUUUGAGAUGGGAAACUGCCAAAAACUGUUGUCUCUUCCUAUGCUUCCACAGCUUCACGAGUUGGUGAUCAAAGGAGGCACUGGGGAAAUAAUCAGGUGGAUCCGUCAGCUCCCUUCUCUGUCCUCGCUGACUGUUUCUCAAUUGUCUCGUGUUAAAUCUGUACCCAGAGGUUAUCUUCAUAACUUGAAAAUUCUUAGAGAACUGAAGAUUGAAGGAUGUGAUAAGCUUGAGUCACUGGCCUUGCAAGAUCUUGCUUCUCUUGAAUUUUUAGAGGUAUCAUCAUGCCGAAAACUAUCAUCCUUUGCUGAGGGGGGACUGCCUGCAACACUAAAAGAAUUUCGACUUCGUUUUUGUGACGAUCUCAAAUCCCUGCCAACCCGAAUGCAUUUGUUACCCUCUCUUAAUCAUAUGGAAAUUCGCAAUGUUCCAAUGCUCACAUCAUUACCGACAGAAGGAUUAUCUUACUCUCUGAAAUAUCUAGCUAUCAGUGGAUGCGCAUUGCUGCAACAACGUUGCGAAAGAAAUGGUGCUGAUUGGCCUAAAAUACAGCAUAUUCCUUUAAGAGAAAUUGGUGAUAGGUCUUCGAGUUGAACUAUCUGAGCGGUCAGUUCUGCACUCACAUUCAAAAUAGGAUGUUGGUUUGGAAGUAUAAGUGAUAAGUUGAGACGAAAAUCUAUUAUUUCCAUUUUUUUUUGAUAUAUUUUUGUUUCCUUUCCAUUCUCUUAGUUCAAAUGCAUUGUCGUGAAUUUUGUUACGUAAGGUUUAUGUAUCUUAUUAGUUUAUGUAAGCUGUCAUGAGAUUGUCUUGCUGACUCCUUACUGCUAUGCUAGAAUGAAGGUAUGUUGCAUCUGUUACGCAAA
Messenger RNA from Phoenix dactylifera (date palm), 5198 nucleotides. Lineage: Eukaryota; Viridiplantae; Streptophyta; Magnoliopsida; Arecales; Arecaceae. The record is from RefSeq and is a predicted model, not a curated record.